Abrus precatorius (Indian licorice) is the source of this 2999-nucleotide messenger RNA. Its product is annotated as ribonucleoside-diphosphate reductase large subunit-like. Gene Ontology annotation, molecular function: ribonucleoside-diphosphate reductase activity, thioredoxin disulfide as acceptor; ATP binding. The record is from RefSeq and is a predicted model, not a curated record. The transcript has 17 exons. NCBI's taxonomy places the organism in Eukaryota, Viridiplantae, Streptophyta, Magnoliopsida, Fabales, Fabaceae. Gene Ontology annotation, cellular component: ribonucleoside-diphosphate reductase complex. Gene Ontology annotation, biological process: deoxyribonucleotide biosynthetic process; DNA replication. Bases 256 to 2682 code for a protein of 808 amino acids.
AUGGUCAAUAAAAGAUGUUCAAAAUCAAAAUUACAAUAGAGAGCGAUCUGGCGUGAAAUUUUAAAAUCGAGAGGGAAGCCCAAGCCCAAUAGAGCCCACAACCCUAAUUUCAAAAUUUCAAACCCCAUCCCCUCCCUUUCUCAACCGCACUAUAUAUUACACGCCAUUUCCCCUUCUCUUAUACGCGCCAAAUCUGGUUCAGUCACUACACUACCCAUCAGAGACACUAGUUCUUCAAAAAACACAAGAAACAAAAUGUAUGUGGUAAAGAGGGAUGGGCGACAAGAAACGGUUCACUUCGACAAGAUAACCGCACGGCUAAAGAAGCUUAGUUACGGGUUAAGCACCGAUCACUGUGACCCCGUUCUCGUGUCUCAGAAAGUGUGCGCCGGCGUCUAUAAAGGCGUCACCACAAGUCAACUCGAUGAAUUAGCCGCUGAAACUGCCGCUGCUUUGACGGCAAACCAUCCUGAUUAUGCUUGUUUGGCUGCUAGGAUAGCUGUUUCCAAUUUGCACAAGAACACCAAAAAGUCAUUUUCGGAGACGAUCAAAGUGAUGUAUGAUCAUUUUAACGAGAGAUCUGGGCUUAAGGCUCCUCUGAUCGCUGAUGAUGUCUAUGGAAUAAUUAUGAAGAAUGCUGCUCGUUUGGACAGCGAGAUCAUCUAUGACAGGGACUUUGAUUACGAUUAUUUUGGGUUCAAAACCCUCGAGAGAUCUUACCUAUUGAAGGUUCAAGGAAAGGUUGUGGAAAGGCCUCAGCAUAUGUUGAUGAGGGUUGCGGUUGGGAUUCAUAAGGAUGACAUAGAAUCUGCUGUCAAAACUUACCACAUGAUGUCGCAACGAUGGUUCACCCAUGCAUCACCAACCCUUUUCAAUGCAGGAACACCUAGGCCUCAACUUAGCAGUUGCUUCCUUGUGUGCAUGAAAGAUGAUAGUAUAGAGGGGAUAUAUGACACAUUAAAGGAGUGUGCUGCCAUCAGCAAAUCAGCUGGAGGAAUUGGUGUCUCUGUUCAUAACAUUCGUGCUACUGGCAGUUAUAUUCGCGGGACAAAUGGGACAUCCAAUGGCAUUGUUCCAAUGUUGCGCGUGUUUAAUGAUACUGCUCGCUAUGUUGAUCAGGGGGGAGGCAAGAGGAAAGGUGCAUUUGCUGUGUACUUGGAGCCAUGGCAUGCUGAUAUAUUUGAAUUCUUGGAUUUAAGAAAAAAUCAUGGAAAGGAAGAGCACCGUGCUCGAGAUCUGUUUUAUGCUCUUUGGGUGCCUGAUCUCUUCAUGGAGAGAGUUCAGAGUAAUGGACAAUGGUCUUUGUUUUGUCCCAAUGAAUCACCAGGUUUGGCAGAUUGUUGGGGUGAGGAAUUUGAGAACUUAUACCAUCAGUACGAAAGAGAAGGCAAAGCAAAGAAGGUUGUUCAGGCACAAAACCUCUGGUUUGAAAUCCUGAAGUCACAGAUAGAAACUGGAACCCCUUACAUGCUUUUUAAGGAUACUUGCAACCGGAAAAGCAACCAGCAGAAUUUGGGUACAAUUAAGUCGUCAAACUUGUGUACUGAGAUAAUUGAGUAUUCAAGUCCAACCGAAACUGCCGUUUGCAAUCUGGCAUCAAUUGCACUACCAAGAUACGUAAGAGAAAAGGGUGUCCCAAUGGAGUCUCAUCCAUCCAAGCUUGUCGGAAGCACUGGCUCUGGGAACCGGUAUUUUGACUUUGACAAAUUAGCAGAGAUUACCGCUAUAGUCACUACAAACCUGAAUAAAGUAAUAGAUGUUAAUUACUACCCAGUUGAAAAUGCCAAGCGAUCAAAUUUACGGCACAGACCCAUUGGUAUUGGAGUUCAGGGUCUUGCUGAUACCUUCAUACUACUUGGCAUGGCAUUUGAUUCACCCGAGGCGCAACAGUUAAAUAAGGAGAUAUUUGAGACCAUAUACUAUCAUGCUCUAAAAACUUCAUCUGAUUUGGCUGCUAAAGAAGGUGCCUAUGAGACAUACACUGGUAGUCCUUUAAGCAAGGGAAUUCUUCAACCAGAUAUGUGGGGUGUGACACCCUCAGAUCGUUGGGACUGGGAUGCACUUCGCGAGAUGAUAUCAAAGAAUGGAGUGAGAAAUUCACUUCUCGUGGCCCCUAUGCCAACUGCAUCUACUAGCCAGAUUCUUGGAAAUAAUGAGUGUUUUGAGCCAUAUACAUCAAAUAUCUACAGUCGCAGAGUUCUAAGUGGUGAAUUUGUUGUUGUGAACAAGCAUCUUCUUCAUGACUUGACUGAGAUGGGAAUGUGGUCUCCUGCAAUCAAGAACAAGAUUAUCUAUGAAGAUGGUUCAGUUCAAAAAAUACCUGAAAUACCUGAUGAGCUGAAGACUAUAUACAAAACUGUUUGGGAGAUCAAACAAAAGACAUUGGUAGAUAUGGCUGUUGAUCGAGGAUGCUACAUAGAUCAGAGUCAAAGCCUAAAUAUUCACAUGGAUCAACCAAAUUUUGGAAAGCUGACUUCUUUGCAUUUCUAUGCAUGGUCCAAGGGUCUAAAGACUGGGAUGUAUUAUCUUCGAUCACGAGCUGCAGCAGAUGCUAUUAAGUUCACUGUUGAUACCACUGCUCUCAAAGAAAAGCCUAAUGUGGAGUAUGAUGAUAAUACGAAUAUGGCACAGAUGGUGUGCUCUUUAACAAACCGUGAAGAGUGCUUAGCUUGUGGGAGUUAAAAUGUUCAAAAAUAAAAUUGCUUUAUCUAGAUUUCCCUCCUUUAAUCUAUAGCUUUUUGAAGCUUUGUACAGUGUUUAUUUCAGCAUCAGUUUCAUUUGCGUUUGCUUAUAUGUUUUUAGUUACUCAGUUAUCAUGUCUAGAAAAUCAAAGUAUACUACGAAAAUUGAGUUUGGAUAAUCAUAUGAACACAGAAAGCUUAGAUCUAGAGUACUAAUGUAAAAUGUAUUAUUAUUCAAGAGUGUACUAAAUUUAUUUUAAGUUGAAUAGCGAUAACAGAUUGCAGGAUAAUCUACGAAUUAUUGGAUAAUUGACCAGG